Coregonus clupeaformis (lake whitefish) is the source of this 3795-nucleotide messenger RNA. Its product is annotated as E3 ubiquitin-protein ligase RNF38-like. The record is from RefSeq and is a predicted model, not a curated record. The transcript is spliced from 8 exons. Bases 151 to 987 code for a protein of 278 amino acids. Lineage: Eukaryota; Metazoa; Chordata; Actinopteri; Salmoniformes; Salmonidae.
CCCCCCUACGGCCAGCCCCCAGCCCCUGCUAGAGGGGGGGUGGAGGAGCCCCGAGCGUUCCACCCCCCCACCCUAUCGCCACGGUUACUGCACCCUGCUGUCCAUCAUUCUCAUCAAGCAGCUCACCACCAGGCACAGCAGCAAGGAACCAUGGUUAUGGACCUACAUGAACAGGCUUCAGUCCCAGUCUCCUAUACGGUGACUGCUGUCCCUCCUCAUCGUGGUCUAGUUACUCCUCUGUAUACAGGACAGCACCUCCCUCCUGUCUGCUCCUCUCAACAACAGAUCCCAGCCUGCAGUGUGGUCUUCAGUACCGGACAACACUACCACCCUAUGCUGGGGGCGUGUUCGGUGCAGCAUGUGCCCUAUGUCUUUCCCUCGCUCCUCUCCAGUGAUGCCCCUUUCCUCCUCCACCCCCCCCACCUCUCUCACCACCCCCCCCACCUCCCUCCACCUGGACAGUUCCUUCCCUUCCAGACACAACAGGCCAGAUCGCCGUUGCAGAGGAUAGAGAACGAGGUGGAGCUGCUAGGAGAGCACCUGUCUGUGGGAGGGGGGUUCAGCUACCCUCAUGGAGGACACCACCCUUCCUCCCUGCCCCCUCCACACCCCUCCAGUUCCUCUCUCACCACGACCCCUGUCACAGGAGCUGUUCGGGAGUGUGGAGACCUGUUCGGAGGAACCCCGCUGUCUGACCUCCAGGCCCUGUUGAACCUAGCAGAGCGUCUGGGUGAGGCUAAACCAAGAGGACUGACCAAGGCUGACAUAGAACAGCUGCCCUCCUACCGCUUCAACCCCAACAACCACCAGUCAGAACAGACACUGUGUGUGGUGUGUAUGUGUGACUUUGAGUCUCGUCAGCUGCUAAGAGUCCUGCCCUGUAACCAUGAGUUCCACACCAAGUGUGUUGACAAGUGGCUUAAGGCUAACAGAACGUGUCCUAUCUGUCGGGCGGACGCCUCCGAGGUCCAGCGGGAUUCUGAAUGACCUAUGGCCUUGAGCCCCAACAGAUCUAGGAUCAGCUCAGCCCUCCCCACAUCCUAACCUGACGCUUUAGGGAGGGAAACACAACAGACCUUAGAUCAGUGUCUGGGGGCAACGCCCCCCCGCCAAGUGACUCUUUAAGAAAUAGACUAUGCCUUCUUCCUAUUGGUGAUAGUGUUCUAAUAAUGGCCUUUGACACACACACACACACACACACACACACACACACACGUAUGAGGGGAAGUUGGACUUUUUCCUUUGUACUGUCUUACCUUCCUGCAUCGUGAUUGGAGUCGUCUUCUUCUGAACGCUGAGAGAAUCUCGGCGAUUUUAAAAAGUUCCUGCGUUGUUUUACUAACUAACCGAAUGGAGAAUAUGGAAGUCCAAAGAUUGACUAUUAUGACAUCGUUGUUGUUAUUGUUAAUAUUGAUAUUCUGUUUAUGAUUAAUCGUUCAGAACCUGGAUUGAGAUGUGUGUCCGCUAGUAGGGUAUUUUGGUUUAUAAAGCUCUUUUUGUUCAUUUACCGUUAGUGUGUGUGUGGUUGCGUGCGCAGAACACCAAUGGUUACGUCUGUAUUAUUUCUGCAGGACAGUACACUGGCCUCCUGCUCAUGCUGCGGUCGCCGCUCUGAUUGGUCAAUGCUGUGCACUGAGACAGGAAGUGUUUCAUGAGGAAGGGGAGGGGCUUACAGGGAGGAGAAGUGGAACAGAACCAGAGUAGUUAACUCUGUAUCUCUCUCUCUCCUUCUUUUUUCCUCUCCCAGUCCAUCCCCCUCUCUCUCCUUUUCUGUUCACUCACUCAAUGGUUCAGUGUGAUGGAUCAGCCUCUAUUAUAUACUCAGCUUUCCCUCACACACACACACUGAACACACACCCCCACCCAGCAAGGGGGUGUGUGUGUGUGUGUGUGUGUGUGCAAGCUGGUAUGAAUUGAUGUUAAACAGCCAACAUUGUUUUAUUGGUCAGUUACUUAGAAAGUGAUCAAAUCUCAAAUAUAUUGCUUACAGGCCAGAAGUAAUGAACUAUCUAGGGAAUAUGGUUACGUUUGAGAUGCAGCCAACAUUGUUCACUGGUCGUUAAAAUCAUAUUGAGAUGGUGACAUUAUUUGAAGUAUAGUUUAAGGCACAUAAUGAUGAUGAUGAUUUUAGCAUUUAGCAUUGUAGCAUCACAGUUAAGUUUUAACCCCUUGGUAAAAUGUUUUGCCUGUCGACCACAAGAGUGAGAAUACCAGUCCCUGGUUUUCAGUCUGUCUUCAUUCACAACCACAAUGACUCUUCCAUUCAGUCAGUCUUCAUUCACAACCACAAUGACUCGUCCAUUCAGUCAGUCUUCAUUCACAACCACAAAGACUCUUCCAUUCAGUCUGUCUUCAUUCACAACCACAAUGACUCUUCCAUUCAGUCAGUCUUCAUUCACAACCACACUGACUCUUCCAUUCAGUCAGUCUUCAUUCACAACCACAAUGACUCUUCCAUUCAGUCAGUCUUCAUUCACAACCACAAUGACUCUUCCAUUCAGUCAGUCUUCAUUCACAACCACAAUGACUCUUCCAUUCAGUCAGUCUUCAUUCACAACCACAAUGACUCUUCCAUUCAGUCUGUCUUCAUUCACAACCACAAUGACUCUUCCAUUCAGUCAGUCUUCAUUCACAACCACAAUGACUCUUCCAUUCAGUCAGUCUUCAUUCACAACCACAAUGACUCUUCCAUUCAGUCAGUCUUCAUUCAUCUCCUCCUCCUCUAGGAUGCCUCUCACCCCCCCUUUCUCUCUCUCCCUUCUUCGAUCCCCCUGUUUUCCGGUGUGUUCUCUGUCUACCCAGUGUCUUUAGAAGUAGUCCUUUAACGGCUGUCAUAAACCCUACAUAAGGCUGUCUUAACAUGCACAAUGUCACCCUAUGUCAAGUUCGUCAUGGCCUCCUACGGUCCUUCACCCACUAUGUAUCACGAUAUGUGCUCUAUGUCAGGCUCACAGCAACCUUAAGUAGGCCUUACGACAGUCUUAUGUAGGCCUUACGACAGUCUUAUGUAGGCCUUACGACAGCUAGCAGAAGGGAAAAGUGUAUUAAACAAUGUCAGCCAGGCACCUGCAGUGUCUUAAUAAAUAAGAGAUGCCUUUAAAUCCCAGAUUUACCCUCCUUAAAGCCAUGAAACCAACAGGUGGGUUAAUGAUCUUAGAUCAGUGUUUAGCUGGGACAAGGUCUUCACCCUACAUGUUUAAAAGAAACCAUUCUCUCCAGUGUCCAAUGUAGUUUGUCAGCUCAGCGUUAAAAGGCGUAAAGUCAUUGGUCGUAGCCAUGGCAACGGGGGUCAAAAGCUUCCGUUUUCCUGUUUUUUUUGUUUCCUGGGUUAAAGGUGUUAUACUGUCGUCAUGGCGUCCAUUUUGUGUCAUAGGAUUCUAAUUAUUGUUAUAUUGUUAUUUCUCCUGCUUGGUACACUACUAGCAGUUACCUCAUUGUCUCUAUUUAUGUAUAUUCAGAUACCAAUAUAGGACAUGCUGAUUUUUGGUUUUCAAAUUGUUUAUUUUUUCAUCAUACUAUUUGUCGUUGGGUUGUUUUUUAAAAGUGUUUUAUCAUUUGUUAAUCACAUGACGUUGGUAGAUUUCUUCUCAUAAUGUAUUAUAUCUGUAACCAAAAUCAUUUGAAGGCUUGAUAUUACUAAAUUUUUAACAAACAUUUGUACAUUUUUUUAAUGAGAGUUAUUACUAGGAAGGCGUUACUAAGUGGUGAAAUGAAUUGUUAUUUUUAAUCCCUGUCCCCCCCGUCUUUUGGAUUUCAAAAGGUGGUUCUAUAAUAAAUGUAGAACUUCCAACUCUA